Apis dorsata (giant honeybee) is the source of this 1615-nucleotide messenger RNA. RefSeq lists its product as uncharacterized. The record is from RefSeq and is a predicted model, not a curated record. NCBI's taxonomy places the organism in Eukaryota, Metazoa, Arthropoda, Insecta, Hymenoptera, Apidae. Gene Ontology annotation, molecular function: protein binding. Bases 431 to 1054 code for a protein of 207 amino acids. The transcript has 2 exons.
AUAAAUAUUUAUUAUUUUCGAUAAUGAUUAUCAUCACUUUCAUUAAUAUGAAAAUUUUAUUAAUUUGAAAAUUUAAUUGAUAUGAAAAAAAUUUCGUAAUGUGAAAAAAAUAUAAUAGCUUGUACAAAAUUGUAAAACAAGAAUCGAAGUAAAAACUCGAUUAAAACGAUAGCUGCAUAUCGCUUUUGUUUUGCCUUGUCUGACAUUUUUAGUUUUAUUAAAUUUUUAUCCAAAGGCAACGUUUUAAUUAGGACAAAGUGUAAUGUAAUAACGAGGAAAACUCAAUUAGUUAUUUAACAUCAUAACGACGAAAAGAAAGAAGAAAAAAAAACAAAAAAUAGCAAAGUAGCAUCGACUGCCAAACAUCAAAGGAUAUCAUCAAUUUAUAUCCUCCAUUUCUUUUCCUCCUUUUAAUGUUCCUCCAUUUUAAAUGAAUGUGAAUAAACGAGCAAAAAUACCAAUUAUAAAAUGCGAUCAAUACCAAGAAUCGCAAAUAGAUCAAGAAAAAUUCCAGAAAGAAGAGAAUUAUUAUGGGUAUGCGUUGGACACGCUUCCGCCGGAAGUUUUGGAGAUGAUUCUUCGAUUACUUCCUCUUCAUGAUGUAGCCACUACCGUGCGUUUGGUUUCUAGACAUUGCUCAACGGUAGCGGCUGCAGUUUUAAAUGGAGCUUUUCUUACCGCCUGCACGAAAGUAGAAGGAUUGAUAAGACGUAAUGAAGAGCUAAUGAAAAAUGCAAAAACAGAUACCGAAUUAUUGGCUUAUAGCAAAGCUCUGAAUGCUCUAGAAUUGAUUAAAGCGCAAUAUAAAAUGUUACGAGCCGUGACGUGGAGAUAUACACAUCCACCAUCGAAGCAACAAAAAUUUUCGCGACUUUGUUUCUACGCGGGCAGUUUACUUGACAACCUGAAUGAACUUCUUAACCGAAUUGCAAACUAUCACCCAUCUAUUAUCGGUCCUCGUACCUCGGAAUCGAGUGUCACUUCUUUUAUAGCCGUCUGUAAACGAUUUAUGAAUUUUUUCGAAAAAGUCUCUGAGCGCAGGGUAAACAGGUGAAUUAUUUUAUAAAAGGAUAUUAGCCUUGGUACUACGAUUCAAAUUUUUAAUCUUUUUUUCUCUUCGGCCAUAUGAUAAAAAAUAUUGAAUAAUUUCAAACGAAUCUUAAUAUCUCAACUAAUCCAUAAAAAUUUAAUUUUUUCCAAUUAUUUUUAGUAUACAGAAAAUAAUUUCUAAAUUUUGCUUACAUUUAUGGAUUAAAAUGUUACGCGACGAAAUAAUAUUAGUAGAUCGGCCCUAAUCUCCGGAUGCAAGGUCGUAGAUGUUUUGGAUUGUCUCGUAGAAGGUCGACAAGUACUAUUUUUCAAAGUAUCAUCUAACAGAAGAGGUCUCGGUGGAGCUGUAAGCAUGAAACUGAAAUACACAAUGAAACGUGCUUGGUUUACCUGUUUAGAAGUUACAAAAAAUACCGAAGAGAACUCUUGGAGGGACGAACAACGUUUCAUGUAUCUUCGAUUACGACGUCUAGUGGGUAGUGUGAACGAGCAUCUCUUCGAGAAUUUACAUUACGAACACGAACUACUCUUACAGGUUACAUUUACAAAGGCGAGAGAAACAAAG